Messenger RNA from Magallana angulata, 2635 nucleotides. Its product is annotated as PC3-like endoprotease variant B. NCBI's taxonomy places the organism in Eukaryota, Metazoa, Mollusca, Bivalvia, Ostreida, Ostreidae. Gene Ontology annotation, cellular component: Golgi membrane; trans-Golgi network. The record is from RefSeq and is a predicted model, not a curated record. The transcript has 13 exons. Gene Ontology annotation, biological process: protein processing. Gene Ontology annotation, molecular function: serine-type endopeptidase activity. The coding region runs from base 222 to 2567 and encodes 781 amino acids.
AUCAAUAGAUUGCGUAGUUUUUUAGUUUGAGUGCCACGUUUGCAGUGGAAACAUUGGUGAAAGCAAAAACUGCACACAUAUAUAUGUACUUUAUAGUGUUGGAUUAUAGCUCAAAGAGAGGAUAUUAUAAAAAAGUAUUGGGAUAAAUAGAUUCUGAAAGCAAUAUAUUGUGAAAGGAAUUAAUAAAUAUUAUAUUUAUUGGUGUUUGGUCUGGGUAACAUAUGGGAAAAUCAGAAUGCACCGGAUCAGUUUUGAAAAGUUUCCAAACAGGAUUCAGGAUUAACAGUAGAGCCAUGUGGGCUCUCUUGUUGCUGGGACUGACGGUCAGUUCGGCACUUCCUGUGUCAUCAGAGGAUGACAACUACCUGAACCUGUUCCUGGUGAAGGUCAACAAGAGGUCGGCCAUCCAUGACUUGGCUGCUGAGCAUGGCUUCACCGUUGCAGACGAGCUAGAAGAGCUGGGUUACCAUCUGCUGGAACAUAAAGAUGUCUCCAGGAGAUCAAAGCGAAGUGCAGAAUCUCAUGUCCAGAGACUCAGCAAUGACCACAGGGUCCAGUUUGUACAGCAGCAGAAGCUUCUGAUUCGAGAGAAGCGAGAAAUUCUUCACGACAAACAGCUGGAGAUGCCAGAGCGAAACUUUGACCCCUCUGAAUAUUUUCGAGCCCCAACGCCACACUUGUAUAGCCGGGGGUUUUCUGGUAGUGAAGGUGUGACCUUCAACGACCCAUACUACAAAGACCAGUGGUACUGUGAAAAUAAUGGACAGUCAGGUGGAACGAAAUAUAUUGACCUAAAUAUAAAGAUCGCCUGGGAUCAAGGUUACACCGGCAAAGGGGUCACGGUCACUGUGUUGGAUGAUGGGAUAGAUCACAAUCACCCUGACCUUAAAAAGAAUUAUUCCCCCUUUGCUAGCGCUGAUAUGAAUGAUAAAGACGACAAACAGAAUGACCCUAUGCCAGACACAAGAACUCCAGGAAACAGUCACGGAACUCGCUGCGCCGGUGAGAUUGCCGCCGAGGCUAACAACAGUGUCUGUAGUGUGGGUGUGGCAUACAAUGCCCAGGUGGGAGGUGUGCGUAUGUUGGAUGGGGAGGUAUACGAUUCCAUCGAGGCAAAGGCCUUGAAUUACAAGAACCAGUUUAUCGAUGUUAUGAGUGCCUCUUGGGGGCCCAGGGACGACGGAAUGACCAUGGAGGGACCGGGUCCUGCUACCAAGGACGCCUUGGAAGCAGGGGUCAAAAAGGGACGUAAUGGAAAAGGUAUUAUCUAUGUGUGGGCUACAGGAAAUGGUGGUGUCCAUGACGACGACUGUGGAUGUGAUGGUUAUGUCUCCUCCCCCUACUCCCUCUCUGUCGGAAGCAUCACUGACCGAGGCCAGGCGCCCUACUUUGACGAGAAGUGCGCGUCCACCUUGACUGUGGUUCCCAGUGGGGGAGAAAUCCGAGCGGGGGAGUUUGAAGGACAGCCUAAAAUCAAAGUGGUGACCACAGACAUAAAUGGUGGGUGUAUUCUUGGGUUUGAGGGAACCUCUGCUGCUGCUCCACUGGCAGCUGGCUGUGCAGCCCUGGCCCUAGAGGCAAACCCAGAUUUGACCUGGAGGGACAUGCAGCACAUUGUCGUGGAGACAGCUAAGAUUCCCUCAGUCGACCAGACGUGGGUCGUGAACGGUGCAGGGAAACACGUCAGCCACACAUUCGGGUUUGGAGUCAUGGAUUGUGGGGCUAUGGUUAAUGCUGCUCUGAACUGGCAAACUGUUCCUGAGCUCAAAAUCCAAAAAUCUCAGAUGUAUGAGGUCAACAAACCUAUCCCCACAAGAGACUGUAUAACAAAGACUGUACCGUACGUCCCGGACGGCACUCCCAUAAUUCAACUGGAACACGUACAACUCUACGUCAAGUUAGAGCACACACGACGAGGUGACAUCCAGAUUUACCUGACGUCUCCCAGCAAAACUGUGUCAGAAAUGCUGUCUACCAGAAAGAACGAUAAUGCUAGAGGCGGAAUUGACUUUACUUUUAUGACGGUUCAUAACUGGGGGGAAAAUCCAUCUGGAGAUUGGGAGGUGAAAGUUUGUGACAAUCGUAAAUCUACUUCGGAUAACACAGGGAAACUGGAGAAAUUUCAGCUGAUCUUUUAUGGAACAGCAGAAACACUGACAGCUCGUAGCGCAGGCAACACAGAGUCCCACAAACUGCCCCUGUCUGCAGUGGAGACGAUAGAAAAAGAGGAACUGAGGAAAUCGAGGAACUUAAAACUGAAAAGGAACAUGGGGGACAAGAGAAAGAAGGCCUACCAUGAAACCGAGGUCAGGGAAGAAAAAGAGAGGGAUUUCAAAGAUGGGAAAGAUUUCGUGGACCGCUUUUUGGAUGACAAGAUAGAGGAUCGAGGGUUUGACGGUGAAAAAAGGCAGGAUGAUGACGGGCUGUACAAGACGGUACUUAGAGAGCUGGAGGAUUUGCUGGAUAAGAGGGAUGACCAGAACAGCCAUUACAGAGAAGAGAAGCGUGGGCGGGACGCCAGGCAGGACUUGCUGGAUGAGAUUGAUGAAAUCCUCCAGAGGAAUUAGUAAACACAGUUUUUAAGGCUUUAAAGAGGAUCAGUUGGUCAUUAGGUGAAUUUUACGGUGUUGUGUAU